AUGCCUGAUCCCCAAGCCUAUACUGUUGGUUGGAUCUGCGCUAUCACUCCAGAGUCUGUCGCCGCCCGAGCUUUCCUUGACGACGAACAUCAACUCCCGCAGCAGGUCGCUAAGCACGACAACAACAGCUACAUUUUGGGCAAGAUCGGCAGUCACAACGUUGUCGUUGCGACUCUGCCCGACGGCGAAUAUGGCGCGACCUCGGCGGCAACAGUAGCUAGAGACAUGAUUCAUAGCUUUCCAAACGUGCGCAUCGGGCUAAUGGUCGGCAUUAGAGGCGGCGUGCACAGCCAGAACCAUGAUAUACGACUCGGUGAUGUUGUUGUCAGCAGCCCAAUUGGCAGGAAAGGAGGCAUAUUCCAAUACGACUUUAGCAAAACCAUUCAGAAUCUCUCGUUCCAAGAAAUCGGUUUCUUAAACCUACCGCCGAAAAUCCUACGAGCAGCUCUCAGCACACUCAAAAGCCAAUAUGAAAUAGAAAGCCACCAGCUAGUUGACGACGUAAACAAAAAGUUAGACAAGAUCAAGGAGAGGAGUAGAUACGCACGGCCUAGUUUAGCAAGCGACAGAUUAUAUAAAUCUAAUAUCGUGCAUCCCUCAGACCCAUCAGCAAACUACGAUGUUGCGUGCGGCGAUAAUACCACCUCCCUAAUAGCCCGAUAA
Molecule: messenger RNA, 663 nt
Organism: Colletotrichum truncatum
Lineage: Eukaryota; Fungi; Ascomycota; Sordariomycetes; Glomerellales; Glomerellaceae
Biological process (GO): nucleoside metabolic process
Molecular function (GO): catalytic activity
Source: RefSeq, a predicted model, not a curated record